UCGCGGCCACGAGAAGUCAUCGUUGUUAGCUGUGAUCAUUUAUUUAACAUUUUAUGUGUUAAGAACAAUAUUAGUACUUAUAUACAUAAAAAAAUGUCACUGAAGCUUUUUAUUCUUAUUGUAACAAUAAAUGUAAAUUUAUAUUUAACAUAUUCUGCAGAAUUGAAAUGUGAUCGUCAAAAUGAACAUUAUGAGUGCGGCAGUGCUUGCCAAACUACGUGUGAUAACUUAGGAACUGUAUGUCCAAUUGUGAACAUUAGAUGCAACGACGCCUGUUACUGUAAUGAGGGGUUCGCACGCGAUGAACACGGGAUGUGUAUUCCUGAAGCAGAAUGUCCGAAAAACUCACGAAACUCACGAAAACGUCGCUCAAAUAAUGAACCUGCAGCCAUCUGUUCCGGAGAAUACGAAGUGUACACGGACUGCUAUAAGGACUGUCCACCAAACACGUGCCUGUCUCUCGUGGCGAAGUUCAAAUGUGAUUCUUCAGAGCCCUGCAAGAAGGGAUGUGUCUGCAAGCCUGGCUACCUGAGACAGAAAGUUGGUACACCUUGUAUACCGAUACGGGAGUGUAAGGAGAUGAAACAUGCUCCACCGUCAUAGUUUCAAAGUUCAACCAAAUGUUAGUUAGACAAGUUCGCUUAGGGACUGCAGCCUUAUUAUUUAAUAGAAUUUCAACUUUGUGUUUUUGUAAUAGAACUAAAAAUGCAUUGAAAUGU
This is a messenger RNA of Spodoptera exigua (beet armyworm), 719 nucleotides long. The record is from the annotation of a GenBank genome assembly. NCBI's taxonomy places the organism in Eukaryota, Metazoa, Arthropoda, Insecta, Lepidoptera, Noctuidae.